UGACCGCAACACGGGGUUAAGAAGACCAUUUUGAUGGAUACCAAGCAUUGUCCAGUGGACGUGGCUGUAAAGAUUAAACACUCCCCGUAUUGUUCAAAGCGUUGAAACGCGACCGUAUACUGAAUACCUCCUGAUUGGAUGCAAUUUGUUAUGAAUGGCAGGAGCUUUAAAGAAGAUACUUUUGUACAGUUAUGACUACAGCUGCAAUGAAUGCAUGAUUCAAAUUGUGCGAAUAAGGUAUUUUUCAGAGCAAACAUGUCAAGUUAAGAAGAAACAAGUACAGACGACCGGGCGCUGAAUGGGUGUGACAGGGAAUAGCUGCUCUCUAAACCUAUUGGAUGAUUGUGACUCAAACAAACUCCACAUCUCACUACUCCCUCCUCUUUCCCCACCCUCGAAUUCCUGUCUGUCUGGAUGUGGACAUUGAGCGUUUGUGGGGACAAAUAGCCAAUUAAACGGUACAUUUGAGGAGGAUAAACAAAGACAUUAUCGGGGCACAGUUUCAAAACAUUUUUAUAUUUCUAUCCAGAGGAAAAUACUCAAGUGGAAUCUGUUUACGCCUUGAUAUCGUGACCGUGGAAUGCGAAAAACUAGCUAGCUUGCUAACUAAAGAUACUCACAAGUAGCUAUUUUCACCAACUUUUUCGCAGACGUUCGGGAAAGUAACAGUUCUAGGUUUCAUCUGGACGGUCAGUGGAGUGUCAGGAGUCGAAUUAUUCUUACUUGCGCUUUGAUUGAUAUUUUAUUACAACAGAAAGCUGCCUUUGUCGACCGCAUAUUUUUGUCAUAUCACGUCGUGGAGCAUGGAAAUAUUAGACAGCGGUGAGCCAUUUUCACACUGGGAUCGAAAUCUAAGCGAAUUGUCUGAGCCCGGAGAAAACGACAAUGUUGUGUACAACACACACUUCACGGACCUCUUGGAUGACCUAUCCCAGGAGGCCUUGCUGGGCCAGCUGCUGAGCGACCCCUUCCUGUCCGGGCGGGGCGAGGCCAUGGACACGGAGGAGGAGCUGAUCCCCGCCUCCCCGGUGCCCCCCCACAUCCAGGCGGAGCACAGCUACUCCCUGAGCGGAGACUCGCGACCCCAGUCCCCCCUCUCACACCUGCCCGGGGAACGAGAGAGCGACGCAGGGGAGUCGGAUGGGGAGGACUGGUGCAUGGAGCCAGAGGAGAAGGCCCUGAAGAUGGACCCGCUCCUCUCUGACGCCCCGUCCCUGCUGCCCACGCUCACCCUCAGCCUGGCCCCCGAGGGCCCCGGGGCCCAGCCGGUGGCCCCCCAAGCCCUCUCCGUCCCCGUCCUGCUCUCCCAGCCCUCACAAGUCAAGAUCAUCAAGAUUAAGGAGGACAGUGAGAGCUUCAGUCCCAAAAUCAAGCUGGAACCCCAUGAGGUGGAUCAGUUCCUCAACCUGUCCCCCAGAGGCUUGGAGUCUCUGCAGCUCCCCCCCACACCCCCCAGCUCUCAUGGCAGCGACUCGGAGGGCAGCCAGAGCCCCACGCGUCCCUGCGAGCCCUCCAGCCCCACCCAGGCGCAGGCGCAGGCCGUCCUGAAGGUGGCGCCGCGGGCCCCCUCCUCCCUCUCCAACUCUCCCCUCCUCACCGCCCCCCACAAGCUGCAGGGCUCAGGACCCCUCCUGCUGACGGAGGAGGAGAAACGCACGCUCAUCGCCGAGGGAUACCCCGUCCCGACCAAGCUGCCCCUCUCCAAGGCCGAGGAGAAGGCCCUCAAGAAGAUCCGCAGGAAGAUCAAGAACAAGAUCUCUGCUCAGGAGAGCCGAAGGAAGAAGAAGGAGUACAUGGAUACGCUGGAGAAAAAGGUGGAGACGUGCUCCAACGAGAACAACGAGUUGCGCAGGAAAGUGGAGACUCUGGAGUGCACCAACAAGUCUCUCCUGCAGCAGCUGCACUCCCUGCAGGCGGUGGUGGCGGGGAAGGUCCCUCGGUCCUGCAGGGUGACGGGCACACAGACCUCCACGUGCCUCAUGGUGGUGGUGCUGUGCUUCGCCAUGUUCCUGGGCAGUUUCUACCAGGGCCUGGGGCCCUGCUCCUCCAUCACUAAAACAGGCCUCUCCAGAGAGCCCAGGAUGGAGGAGUCCUACGAAGCCACCGUGAAGUCGCGGAGCCUGCUGGGCUACGAGGACCACGGCGGCCUGGACGAGCCUCACCCCUCCGGGCUGGGAGGGGAGUACCCGGAGACGUGGGACAGGCAGGUGGACGUCAUGGCGACCUGGCGCUCCCUGCAGGAGCAGCGGCAGGAGCAGCAGGAGCAGCAGGAGCAGGCGGAGAGGCUCAGGGCGGAGAGGCUCAGGGCGGAGUCCAAACCGCCGUACACCCACAGCAACGAAUCGCACGCGCAGAAGCCGAUACUCAUAGACCUACACCCACACAGAUCACUGGAGCUUCGGAGCAAUGAAAGCACAAAAGUGAUAGAACUGGAGAGGACAGUGAACGAGACUUUCUGAGGUCUGAAUACCCCCCCCCCCAAAACCCUGGCCUCCCCCCCCCCCCUUCCACAGUGUCAGAGGCUUGAAACUCACCCUUUGUAUUUAUAUAUUCUGUUUGAAUAUUGUUUUACAUACGUAGUUUGUUUUUUUAUGUAUUUCUAUUCCAUUCCAACAUUAUACGGUAGUCUUUGUUGAUAUUUUAUUUUGUUAAUAGUUUUUAUUUUUUCCAUUUCUAAAUUUAUUACAUAUAUAUUCUUUACUUUCUUGCACCUGUACUAUCUUAUUUGCAGGAAGCUUGGAAGCCUUUUCAGUUGGUAUUAAUAUUGUUACCCACGGCCAUGUCGAUUUUUAAAAGCCAUCCGAUUUCAUGUCCAAAUAAUGAUUUGAAUGCAGAUGUCUACAAUAUGGGUUUUAAAGAAAACCAAAGAGUCACACAGGAGUCAGGUGAUUUAUCGCAGAGCUAUUCUGUUCAACUGAUCUAUUUUGGAUGUCACUAAGUGUACACAGGACUGUGGGGUAAUAAAAUGUUCUUCUUGUUAGCUGUCCUCUACAUGUGCUUCUGAACACCAGGUCUGCAGGGACUGGGGAGAGAUAUACAUAAUCUCCCUGACAGUACAGCAUGCUUACGUGGACAUUAACCUUGUCGUUUAAGGUUCACCUAGAUUUAUUCUUCUCUUGUGAACUUGCAGGGCACAGUAGACAAGAGUCUGAUGUGGUAUAUGGUCUUCAGAGCCGCCAAAUCUAAUUUUGUCCCUGUGACAUCAUGCUAGCACUAUACUUGGAAUGAAAAAAUCUAAUUCUUUCCCUGUAGUGUCAGGCUUGGUCUCUUCUUGGAAUUAAAAAAUUCAAUCCUAGGUCAGUAUCCCUGUACACUUGUUCUAUGCAUAGAAUGAAAAAGAAAGGAAAAAAAAUCUCAUAGUUGGAUUUUCCUGAAAUAUCAAGUGCAUGAGGCUUAGAGGUUGUAAACAAGUGCCACAUAUUUUAGUGCACUUUUAGGAUAGGGGGCGGAGCUGGAUUGUAUUCCUGGGCAGUGUUCAAAUGGACCAGGAAUAGGAAGUGCCCGACUGUGUCCCCAUUGGCCACUUUCCGUUUCCGCAUCUGAACUGUAAUGCAGUAUUGGACUGUAGGUCACUACUGUUGUGACUGGAAUAUGUGUCUCUAAACCCCUGCUCUAUUUCUGCGGAAUUCCCAGUGAAACCACUUCCUUAGUUGCGUACUAAUUUGUGGUCAUGACAUCAUGGAUUAAACCUACUCUUGGAUAGAAAAAAAAAACAACACAUCUGCUGUGAGCAAACAUGCACUGUGUCCAAAGAAUGAAUCUUAUUUAUUUAUUAAAUGUAGCAUUCUAUUAAUUUUCAGCACCAACGGCAGCAUUUUGAUUUGUCAUAUCAUGUCUGGCUGUAACCCAGACAUACAUUUUUAAUGUGCUCUUAAAAUGACAAAUAAAUUUGUGGAUGGUACUGGGCUGUUCAUUUUUACACUGUUUCAGCAGUCACACAGACUGCCUGUGGGCGGUUUGUCAGCUUACCUUUAUCAGGCUGGUGGUUCUGUCUGCAACGAUCCUGUCAUCGAGAUUAAUGUCCAUAUGCUUUCGGUUGGAAAGAUGCUUUACUGUCUUGUUCACAGUUCAAACACAGGAAAUGUGUUCCUGUUCUGUUUUUUUUUUCUUUUCUUUUUUUCCAAAUCAAAUAAAUAUUUUCCUUAGUAAAAGCA
Molecule: messenger RNA, 4154 nt
Organism: Anguilla anguilla (European eel)
Lineage: Eukaryota; Metazoa; Chordata; Actinopteri; Anguilliformes; Anguillidae
Gene: creb3l2
Product: cAMP responsive element binding protein 3-like 2
Exons: 12
Coding region: 804-2459 (551 amino acids)
Biological process (GO): regulation of transcription by RNA polymerase II
Molecular function (GO): cAMP response element binding; DNA-binding transcription factor activity, RNA polymerase II-specific
Source: RefSeq, a predicted model, not a curated record